AUGUUACAGAAGUAUGGCCAAAUUAUCUCAGAACAAGAAAAUCGAGGCUUUAUCGAGGGAGUUACAGACGACAAUAUAGAUAAAAGAGUUCACUACAUCCCACAUCACGGUGUGAAAAAAUAUUCAGCCACCACCCCAAUCCGAAUAGUAUAUGACUGUAGUUGCCGCCAGAAUAAAGAUUCCCCUAGUCUGAACGAUUGUUUAGAAUCGACACCCCCGGAAUUAAAUGACUUAACCAAUAUACUUAUGAGAUUUCGCUUACACAGAUUUGCUGUCUCGACAUACAUUGAGAAGGCAUUCCUGCACGUGCAACUUGACGAAAGAGAUCGUGACGUCACCCUAUUCCUGUGGUUAAGUGACAGUACCAAUCCAGAUAGUAAUUUGGUAACUUACAGGUUCAAAUCUAUUCUCUUUGGAGCUACAUGUUCACCGUUUAUCCUACAAGGUACACUUAUGAAGCACCUUGAUAACAACAACAACAAAUGGGUGAGUGAAAUACUGAAAAACGGUUUAUAUGUAGACAAUGUUAUCUCUAGUUUUCCGGAUGAAAGCACGGUUAUUAAAUAUAUUAUCACGAUACAAGAGACCUGA
This is a messenger RNA of Ruditapes philippinarum (Manila clam), 591 nucleotides long. RefSeq lists its product as uncharacterized. The record is from RefSeq and is a predicted model, not a curated record. The transcript has a single exon. The coding region runs from base 1 to 591 and encodes 196 amino acids. NCBI's taxonomy places the organism in Eukaryota, Metazoa, Mollusca, Bivalvia, Venerida, Veneridae.